UAGUACGAAUGGUCCCGAAGCCUCACGAAAGCUUACGAGCGGUUCCUCCUCGCUGUCUAAGAGGCUGAUCUGACUGUGGCCACUGCCCGACAGAGCUGGCCGGCUCUGGGCAGUUUCUCCCCUGCUUCCAACGAAGUUUGGGUUCGCAGACAGACCCUGGCGCCACUGGAUUUUUCCAACCCCCUCUGGGGGGCGGUGAAAGCCGAACCCACACGAGGCCUAGCCGAACUCCGCCGAAUGCCUCCGAGUAGAGUUCUCCGGAGCCUCAGUGCCCGCCUCCUUCUAUCCGAAAGCUCCCGAGUAUUGCCGGACGGGAGAAUCGGGCCUCGGCCACGGUCGGACGCUCGCUGCAGCGCGCGGCGGGCGGAGCGAAGAUGGCGGGAGGGUGCGGCCAAGAGGCUGCUGGGAUUGUGGCGGACCCAGCGGCAAAAUGGCGGCCGUGCGGGCAGGGAAAGGCUCCUUCAAGGUGCUCUCGUCAGUUCCUCUUCAGAUGCUGUUUCACCUCAGUGCGCUGUACUAUGCCCUGUACUUCAUAGCUACACUCCUGAUGAUUGUAUACAAAAGUCAGGUUUUCAGCUAUCCUUGUAACUGUCUGGUCCUGGAUCUGCUUCUCUUGCUUCUGAUGGGAAUUCUCGAAGUAGUUCAGCUAUACCUAGGCACAAAAGGCAAUCUGACGGAGGCUGAAGUGCCACUGGCAGCCAGCCUGGCAUUCACAGCAGUCUGUGGCCUCCUUUCUGUUCACUUCCUACUCUGGCAGACCUUGGUACUGUGGAUAGACUCGGUCCUUAGCACCGUUCUCCUGGUGCUGCAUGGGCUGGAGGCUGGCCUGCAAGUGGUGGUCAUUGCUGGCUUCAUCAGGUAGAUGGGCCAGGGUAACCUGCACAGCAGUGCCCCUCCUUGGCCCAGACAAGGAGGCUGUCUUUUUUAUUGAUUGUCUAUAGAUGGUUUAUACAUCUUUUUAGUGGGGGGAGGGUACAGGAGCCAGGGAGAGACAAACUUAGAAGCUUGAAGAUGGCCAUCAUGGACAAGAGUCUAGUGAAUCCCGGAAAUGUCUACUCAGGUCCUGUGGCUGGGGUGCUGGCUAUAGGGAGACCACCAGUGAUCCCCAGGGCAGUGGAAGGCAAAGCCUUUCAGGAAGUCAUCGGCUGGGAGCAGCCCUGCAUCUCCACCUUGUCUCAGUCCCAGAAACACAGCAUCCUGGCAGGAGUGCUUGGCUGUGCUGGCCUGCCACCAUGUGUUUUCUCACACAGGGAUCACUGACUUCUGUGCUUCCCACACUGGCCCUGGGUCUCGUUCUGAGAGCUUGUUGUACUUAGCUGCCAGACCUUGGUCCCGGGCUAGGAUCCCUCUGGAGCUGCAGGAUGGCAGGCUUUGUGUUCUGGUGUCCCUCCAAUUUGACUCCCCAUCAGGCCAGCCCUGAAUGAAACUGCUUGGUUUCCAAAAGGAAACAAAAGCAAAUGUAUUCCAGGUAUGGUAGCACACAAACCGUUAGUCCCAGCACCCAGGAGGCAAAGAUGGGUAUAUCUUUGUAAGUUCAAAGCCAACCUACGUGGUGUACAUAGUUAUUUGCAAGUCACCCAGGGUUACACAGUGAGACCUUGUCUAAAAAAAAAAAAGUACACAGAGAGCUGGAUAUUAUGGCCAUCUCAGUCACUGUCAUGGGUGGGGGCUGGGGAAGUUCUAGGGAGCAGAAGACAGAAUAAAAGAACAGCUUUUAGUCUAGGAGUCUGGGAGUCACAGUCUGUAGAGUGCCAAGUGAGUUCCAUCUCCUGUUUUUCCUUUCCUAGCCCAUUUCUCCACAAAAAGUAUUUAAGCAGUAUUGUUUUUACAGUUUCGUUGUUAUGUGUUUUCUGUUUAUGAUGCUAUGUUCAAAUAUCUAGCUUCUCUUUUAAAAAAAUAAAUAAGUAGUUAUUCUGUCA
Mastomys coucha (southern multimammate mouse) is the source of this 1919-nucleotide messenger RNA. It is a transcript of the gene Tmem80, whose product is annotated as transmembrane protein 80. Gene Ontology annotation, biological process: non-motile cilium assembly. The record is from RefSeq and is a predicted model, not a curated record. The transcript has 5 exons. Lineage: Eukaryota; Metazoa; Chordata; Mammalia; Rodentia; Muridae. Gene Ontology annotation, cellular component: ciliary transition zone. Bases 431 to 862 code for a protein of 143 amino acids.